UUGGUUGGGAGUCGUCUAAAACUCGGGGCUAAAAAGGACAAAAACUUAUUUCCCACUCAAUCAUUGCAAUUAAAGUUAGUCCAUAUAUUAUUAUAUCGUUUCCUAGGCCAGGGAGCGAGAAAACAUGGAGUAAUAGGAAAAGAUAAAUAAAGAGAAAAAGAAAAUAAUUUAGACGCAGAGCUGACAAUAUUUCGCCCUUCCCCAGAAGAAGAAAAAGAAGAAGAGCAUUAAAAUCAUAUUUUUGCAAAGUUGACCCUUUCUGGUAAUAUUUUCUAUCUUGGAGAAGGUUAUAAAGCAUAUUCUCAUUAUGAAAUCAUCAUUAAAAUGUGGCGUCUGAGCAUAACAGUGGCAGCUCAACCAGAAGCUAAAUUUGUUUUAGGUUUUUUUGGGUUGAAUGGAUGUAAUCUCUGAGGAACCAACUCGAGAGAACCCAACAGACAGAUUUCCUUUGCUCAUGGAACAAGCACAAAGUCACAAGUGGAAAGAAUAUGUUAUUAAUAUUGAACAAAGAGGUGAUCCUUCGUCAUCCGGCUCAACUGGCAACAAUUCUCCUCACUACUUGGAAACGCUCAACACUGAAGACAGACCAUCAAAUCACCGAUCCCCUUCUUUAUCCAAUGGACCAAAUUCUCAAAGCUCUUCUAUCACAACAAGAAGGGAGGGUUUUGGUCGUCGUUGGAGCCCUGUUAAUACUCUGUUGUGGAUUUCGAUUGAGCUCGUAUUCACCUUAGGACAAAUUGUUGCAGCUGUUGUUGUUUUGUCCUUGUCUACGCAUGAAAAACCCCGAACCCCAUUAUUUGCAUGGGUUGUGGGUUAUACAGCUGGUUGUACAGCAAGCCUUCCACUUCUGUACUGGCGUUAUCUUCAUCGUUAUCAAGUCCCUGAUCAGAGGUCAGCUCAACUGCGUCAAGGUUCACCCCAGGUCAAUUCCACAACAGAACCAAAUUCUUACAUAACUAUCUCUUUAACUCGCUCAGAUGAGGAGGAUGGCCGUAACAGAUCUACAGACAUUUGGACUAGGCAAAGCAAUCCAAGGCUAGGUUCACUGUUGGAUUAUGUCAAGAUGGCCUUGGAUUGCUUCUUUGCAAUCUGGUUUGUUGUUGGCAAUAUUUGGAUCUUUGGAGGACACUCAUCUGCUUCUGAUGCUCCUAAUUUGUACAGAUUAUGUAUAGUUUUUCUUAUCUUUAGUUGCAUUGGGUAUGCUAUGCCUUUCAUCCUCUGCGCAAUGAUAUGCUGUUGCCUUCCUUGUAUAAUUUCAAUCCUCGGUGUUCGUGAGGAUAUGUAUGGAAUGAGAGGGGCAACAGAAGAAUCCAUCAAUGCUCUUCCUACACACAAGUUUAGGAUCAAGAAAAAUGGAAAUGACAAUGCUGGAGAUGGAAAUUCAGGAGGGGAUCAACGUGGUUAUAUAGCUGCAGGAACAGAGAAGGAAUGUGCCAUUUCAGGGGAAGAUGCGAGAAUGCAGAUCUGUUGUAUUUGCCUCUCAAAUUACGAGGACAAUGAUGAACUGAGAGAAUUGCCUUGCUCACAUUACUUCCAUACCCAGUGUGUGGAUAAAUGGCUAAAGAUUAAUGCAUGUUGCCCCCUCUGCAAAUUUGAAAUUGUUGCCGAGAAUGAAAAUCCGCCUUCUGUAUCAGUAACCCGGCAAUAAGGCUUAAAUCAUUCAAGAAUCCAAAACUUAUGGUGCUAGCAGUAAAACAAAUGCAGUUGCCUUGUUGCAUGUGCUGAACAAAGGAGAAUAUUUCACAGCUUAAUUGUUACUUCUCUUGUGUUUGGGCAAUGAUAUCCUUCUUGAACAUUUCUGACUGAAAGAAAAGGUUUUGGUUUCCAUUUGUUCAAAAUCCUGUACCAAGAGUGAGUGCUGUACAAAUAUUUGCCGGAUUCUCAGAGUUGAGCUCAUUACAGCCCAGAAAUUCAACAACUCCUCGUGGCGCUUUUGAUAACCAUUUCCUUUGUAAGGUGUUCGUUGUUGUAGGAUAUCAAUCUUGGCUGCUUCCGCAGCUCUCCUCUUUUUUCAUCCAGAUCUACAGUUAGUCGGUCAGCUCUGGAAUCAUAAGUAUGUGGCAGACCUGUACCAUUGUGUAAACUUAAAUUUUGGUUAAGCUUUUAUUGAUGAUUUUGUGUCUAUAUGGAAAAAAAGAUAUUUUAAGUUUUCA
Molecule: messenger RNA, 2153 nt
Organism: Lycium ferocissimum
Lineage: Eukaryota; Viridiplantae; Streptophyta; Magnoliopsida; Solanales; Solanaceae
Product: E3 ubiquitin-protein ligase At1g63170-like
Exons: 5
Coding region: 395-1648 (417 amino acids)
Source: RefSeq, a predicted model, not a curated record